Messenger RNA from Daphnia carinata, 657 nucleotides. Its product is annotated as tolloid-like protein 1. Bases 82 to 651 code for a protein of 189 amino acids. The transcript is spliced from 4 exons. Lineage: Eukaryota; Metazoa; Arthropoda; Branchiopoda; Diplostraca; Daphniidae. The record is from RefSeq and is a predicted model, not a curated record.
AGCGCGCGAAACCUGUUGGGCCGGCAAUGACCUAGUUCGAAUGCAUCCUCGUGAUCAUUUGCUGGCGUGCCUUCAAACAAGAUGAUUCUGUUUGCGCUCUUCCAAGCCACCCUCGUUCUUGAGCUGUUUGUUUUCCUCUUCUUUUUCUUCCCGACCAUCGUCGUGUACGAGUCGCUGACAUCCAGAUUGAGUAAAAGCAAUGCCCUCGGUUCGUCCAUUGGUUCCUGUACUGUUGAUGAUAAUUGCGGGGUGUGCAAGGACAUGACGAAAGAGGGCGGUACCAUUGAACCGCCGAAUUUUCCGAACGAGUACAGCUCCGAUUUGAAUUGUGUGUACAAAAUCGAGUCACCAACGGACACGAUGAUCGAAUUAACUUUUACCGAAUUUAUUGUGGAAAAUUGCUGUGAUUUCAUCACCGUGUUUGACGGUGAAAGUGACCCGCUCAAAAUCGCCCUCAACGGCUACGAUAUUCCUGAAGCCAUAACAUCCACAGCCAAUAAAAUGACGAUUAAAUUCACUACGAAUGGCGACAACACGAUGAUACUGCCCGCCAAUUUAAGUCCCGGACGAUGGCAAGCGAAAUACAAGUUCCUAGCGAUAGAAAGCCGCAUCACAGUCCCGUUAGAAAAUGCAACACUCGCAAAACUAUAGCCUUUU